AUAUUUUUAACAUUUCACUUCCUGCAGGGUUUUUCAGAUUCGGUCAAUAUCAGCCUGAUAGGGUUGGCCCUGGCUGACCUGGGUUGUCUUAUACCUGUUUUAUGGAAAACUGUGUCUUUCAACCCGUUGUUCCAUUAUUCUGACAUACCUUUUGACUCUGUAGACAUCCAGUACCUGACAUCAGGUGAGUUACAGGACAUAAUUCUGACAUACCUUUUGACUCUGUAGAUAUCCAGUGCCUGACAUCAGGUGAGUUACAGGACAUAUUCACGGAAUAUUAAUUGAAAUAAAUUGUGUGUUAUUGUGAUACGAAUUGUUUCUUGAUAAUUUUAGUGAAACCCAUACUUGUAAUAAGAAAUAGUGGCAUACUGUACCUGGGAAUGUUUGUAGGUUUGGAGAAUCACUGAAUUGCAGAAGGGUAUUGAUCUUAACUUCUAUGAAGCUGGGAGACAAUUUUAAAAUAAAGAGAUUAAUUUUUUUUUAAAAAUGAUUGAACAAAAAAAUAUACAUACUUCUAUGAUUGAAACACAUUUUUUUGUUGCUAUGUUCUGUGAUCUCAGGAUUGAUACCUUUUUUGUAUUUUUUCUACAAAUCCCAAUUUUUUUACAAAUAUUUUUUUGACAACGUUAUAAAACAGUGAAAUGUCAGUGUCAGUCUUAUUUAUAGGAUUAAAUGAGCUCAAUCAUGUGGUAAAAGUUCAAACGUAAGUAACAAAGUUUUGGCUAGAAGUCUUGUUCUCUCUGAAAGAGUGUGGCAUGAAUCAUUAUGUACUUAUGUCACAUUAUACUAUGUGUUAGUAUUAUAUUCCGAUACUGCCGGCAGCACCCUGAAAGGACAGGUUCAUCGUAGAGAGCUAAACGAUCCUCUGAAAUGUAACGUUUUAAAGUAGUAAAUCGUCUCGGGCAAUAUACGAUGGCAACUUUUAAAGAAAUUUGCAGAUUACGAUUUUUAAAAAAAAUGUGUUGCCCUACACCCCUCUCUCCACAGCGUGGCCCCACGUUUGUUUCGCCAGGAUAACAGGCCUGGUCACGGGCUUCAUCACUUUGGAGCGGUGUCUCUGCGUGGUCCUGCCCCUGACGGUGAAGCGCAUCCUGACCCCGCGCCGGACCGUCCUCGCCAUGGCGGCCAUCUACCUCGCCAUGUUCGCCAGCGUCGCCCCGGUCUUCUCCGUGAUCCACUUCGGACAGAAGUUCUACGACCUGCGGAACAGAUCUCUCUACGGCCUCGUCUAUGACGCGGACGGCGCAGCCGUGGAGAACGUGUCUUUUACAAUCACCAUCUUCGCGCAGUUGUUUUCCAUCCUGUUGGUCGUCACGUGCACGGCCGUCACCACGAUCAAGCUGAAGACAAAUUCAAAAUGGAGACGAAGUGUCGGCUCCGCCAGCGCCCACGGGGGCGGCGAAUUGACAAGGCGCGACAAAAAGGUCGUCAAGAUGGUGGUGUUCAUCUCGUGCAUCUUCAUCACGUGCUUCCUCCCCACGGCGGUCAACUUGAUCAUGGGGUUGUUCGUCACCGAGUACAGUUUCAUCGGGAAGUUCCGCAACGUGUACCAGGUGGUGUGGUGCGGCGUGUACGUCUUGGAGACGACCAACAGCUCCGUGAACAUCGUCGUGUACUACAACAUGAGCUCGAAGUAC
Lymnaea stagnalis (great pond snail) is the source of this 1637-nucleotide messenger RNA. The record is from the annotation of a GenBank genome assembly. Lineage: Eukaryota; Metazoa; Mollusca; Gastropoda; Lymnaeidae.